Molecule: messenger RNA, 1685 nt
Organism: Brassica oleracea var. oleracea
Lineage: Eukaryota; Viridiplantae; Streptophyta; Magnoliopsida; Brassicales; Brassicaceae
Product: basic 7S globulin-like
Exons: 1
Coding region: 216-1595 (459 amino acids)
Biological process (GO): proteolysis
Molecular function (GO): aspartic-type endopeptidase activity
Source: RefSeq, a predicted model, not a curated record
UUGUAAUAAGCCCAAAAAGAUAAUGUAAUUGAUUUUGCAUCAUUUUAAAAGUAAAAAAGAGGAUCCAACUCAGGGAAGCCAUAUCUCACGCUCAUCUUCAAAGUAAUAUUCAAAUAAACCCAAAAUCCCCUAUAAAUAUACACACACUGUCACACAUUUGCAUACACACUCAUCUUCUUCCUCACUCAUCACCAUAAUCAUCAUCAUAAUCUCUAAUGGCUUCUUCUCCGUUCAUCUUCUCAGCUCUUCUUCUCUUCACCUUCUCACUCUCAUCGUCAAGCUCACUCGCUAAACAAUCUCCCCGACCAAAUGCUCUCGUUCUCCCAAUAACAAAAGACAAAACUACACUCCAGUACACGACCGUCAUCAACAGUGGCACGUCUCGAGACAAACCAGGCACGCCUCUAGUGGCCGCCUCCCUUGUGUUCGACCUCGGCGGUCGACAUCUCUGGGUCGAAACGGACACAUACUACUGGUCAACUUCAUUCCAAACCAGCCACUGCAACUCACCCAUGUGCUACCGCGCCGGCUCACAUGGCUGUAGCCGUUGCUACUCUGAUUACAGACCUGGCUGUAACGCUGACCCUUGCACUCUCACAUUCAAAAACCCGGUCAACGGAAUGGUAGAUACCGGAGACAUUGCUUCGGAAGUUGUUUUUAUUCAAUCCACUAACGGAUCGAAUACGGGUCGGGUCGUUAAAAUCCCCAGUUUGGUUUUCUCUUUGGGAACAAGGGAUCUCCUUAACGGACUGGCUAACGGAACCGUCGGUAUGGCCGGAAUGGGACGCCACCCCGUCAUCGGACUGCCGUCGCAAUUCGCCAAGACGUUUGGUUUCAACCGCAAAUUCGCAGUCUGUCUCCCUUCUUCUUCUUCUGGAGGAAGAGGCGUGGCCUUCUUCGGUAACGGACCGUACGUGUUCCUACCAGGGAUCAAGAUCUCCAAGCUCACCACCACGCCUCUGCUCGUCAAUCCGGUGCUCGUUGCGGAUCCUAUCGUUUACGAACCGUUUGUAUACGGCGAGAAAUCACCCGAGUAUUACAUCGGCGUGACUGCGAUUAAAAUCAACGAGAAAACUGUUCCGAUCAACACGAGGCUAUUGAAGAUCAACGGAACCACCGGAUUGGGAGGAACCAAACUCAGCACGGUGAACCCCUACACGGUGUUGGAGACAUCUAUUUUCAAGGCCGUCACGUCGGCGUUCGUCAGAGAAGCCACCGCCAGGAACAUCACUCGAGUUCCGUCGGUGAAGCCUUUUGGCCCGUGUUUCAGUACUAAGAACGUCGUUGUCACGCGCCUUGGAUAUGCGGUGCCGGAGAUCCAGCUUGUGCUGCAGAGCAAGGACGUCCUUUGGAGAAUCUUCGGAGCUAACUCAAUGGUGAGCGUCCGCAGUGACGUCAUCUGUUUGGGUUUCGUUGAUGGAGGAGUCAACGCGGAAACUUCUGUGAUGAUCGGAGGGUUGCAGCUGGAAGACAAUUUGAUCGAAAUUGAUCUGGCUAAAAACACACUAGGCUUUAGCUCCACGCUGUUGGAACGUCAAACUAAUUGUGCCAACUUCAAUUUCACUUCCACUGCGAUCGGAUGGAAGAUCAUUUGAUCGAAUGUUUGAGCUGAUUAAUAGUAAUUACUUUAUUUGAAUAAUGUUUGUUUAGUCUUCAAUAUACAACAACUUUUGCUAUAUACGAGU